AUGGUCCUUGAGACUCUUCCUGAGAUGUUUUCACAAUUUAUAGUUGAUUAUAAUCUACACAAGAUGGACAUGUCCCUGACGGAAUUAAUGAAAGAGCUCCAAAAUGCUGAAUCUAUUCUAAAGGCUAGAAGUGGAAAUACUUUCACUGUUACAACCGGACCCUCUCAUCCUAAGCUUUCUGGCAAAGGGGAAGAAAACUACUGCCGACGGGAAACCAAAGGGAAAGAAACCAAGCAUCUCAGUGAAGAUGAUUACACUCUUAGGGUUUGCACAGGAGCAGUGGUAUCUGCCAAAGCUGUUGGCACUUUUACUUUAUGUUUUGAGAAUCCAAUAUUAGAUGACUGUUAUUAUGUUCCCGAACUUACACGAAACUUGGUUUUCGUUGCACUUUUAUAUUAUGUUGGUUAUUCGGUACUUUUUACCCGUUCUACGAUGGUUAUUAAAUUGGGUCAUAUCAAUCUAAAUAGGAUUCAAAGAUUGGUAAAGGAUGAUCCUUUAAAUGAGUUAGAGGUGGAAUCUAUACCAACUUGUGAAUCAUGUAUAGAAGUAAAGAUGACUAAGAGGCCCUUUAAGGCUAAGGGACUAAGAGCUAACGAGGUUUUGGAAUUAGUACAUUCCGAUGUUUGUGGACCUAUUAGUACUCGGGCUAGAGGAGGAUAG
Molecule: messenger RNA, 660 nt
Organism: Olea europaea var. sylvestris
Lineage: Eukaryota; Viridiplantae; Streptophyta; Magnoliopsida; Lamiales; Oleaceae
Exons: 3
Coding region: 1-660 (219 amino acids)
Source: RefSeq, a predicted model, not a curated record